AUGCUUGAAAGUGACAGAUUCGUACCUGAUAAGUGUAUCGAUUUUCAAAAUGUUUUCCAGAACCUUAGUGCUCGCCAAUCAAUUACCCUGCCACAUCUUGGUCAGAAACCUAAAUACUUCGCUGAAAAUUAUCAAGGAAACUUAUUGCUUGUUACUAGGCAGAUGAUUGACAUAUGGGACAUGAUUUCAGCAGAUAGUGACCGUUCAAUUAAGCGUGUUCUUUCAGGCCCAAUGGGCGUGGAUAAAUCGUAUAUUAUCUAUUUCCUUGCAGCUAAAGCUUAUGUGGAAGGGUGGCUGAUGCUCUACAUCGCAGAUGCAUCUGAACUAUGUAGAAACACAUCAGAGGAAGCAGGAAGAGUGAUUUGCGAAUACUUCCUGACUCUUAAUAAGAAUAUUUUGACUGGCGCCGAGUUUAAACUGCUUAUGGAAAAUGAAAAAGAUGUUGAUUGUUCUUUUAGUAAUAUUGCGAGAAGAAUUCUAGGAGAACUACUCAAACAAGUAUAUCGAAAAACUCUCUUAAUUAUUGAUGAGCAUGGUGCAUUAUUUGAAAAGGAUCCAGUACCUGAAAGACUUCAUAUUUUGGGACCUCUGAUGAAUCUUACUUUUUGGACUGGACAUCACAAAGGUGUAUGUGUAAUCUUCACGGGAACUGCACAUGCUAAAUAUGAGAUGGUAUACAUGAAAAGUGGCAUGAGUCAAUGGUGGAUGCACCCCCUUCUGAGUAAACCAGGCAUUAAAGAAGAAGCAAUAACGGUUACAAAUUGCGUGCCACGUGAACUUAUGCACCUUGUUAAGUAUGUUCAGGAUCUCGAUCCUAAUACUACCGAUGUAUGCGACUUUCAAAAGGUACUAAAACGAUUUGAGAAGGAUCGGGUUGAUCGGAUUUUGGUUAUUUCUCAAAAUUAUUAUAAUAGUCUCUAUAAGAAUGAAAAAAUUCGUUACUAUGAUUCUCUUACAAGCAUGUUUCUUCCCAGUAAAUCAAUCGUGCAUUUUGAGUGGAAAUUCUUGGAUCUUGGAUUGAUUUAUCGGUACAUGGGGCCGCAGGACAUGGAUGUUCAUUACUUCCCUCUAUGCCCAUCUGCCCGGAAAGCUCUAUUAAAAGUAUAUAUGUCAUUUGACUUACCUGAAAAUAUAAAACAUCAACUCAAUAUAGGAAGUCUGAAUGAAGAUCAAUUUGAGGAAGCCUUAUUCAAUCGACUUGUGUGCAAAUCUGGCAAAGCAAUACAAUUCAAUACAACGGAUCUCAAUAAUAAUAAUAAAAGCAUCGUUACACUCCAGUUUGAUGACUAUGCUGUAAUCAAUUCUUCUGACUUAUCCCUUGGACCUGAUUUUGAUAGAGUCUUAAGUCGCAGCUUUGACAGAUAUCCUCGAUUCGAUUACAUGCUCGGACCUAUAUUCAUACAGGUAUCUAUCAGUGACUUCGUAACACAUAACAGCAAACCAACAAAAAGCAUCAGGAAAGCAUUUGAAAGAAUGUCUGCACAAGCUGGUAUCUCUCAAAUGCAAAUUAAUGGAAGAAACCAAAUCGAGAUGUAUUUGGAUGAGAUAUAUGGUCCUGGUCAUUCUGCUACAAUAGAUUUACAAAAUAGGUUUGUUGUUAUCAGAAAUGACACAUGCGUGCCUGGAUUUCGUAUUGUCUAUAUUCGAGGUAGUCCUGGAAUUCCAAAUCACUCGAGAAAAGUUCGUGAAUUCCCUGAUGUAGCACAUGUCACCUUUGAGGAAAUCGCGGAACAGCUUUUCAGAAACAUAGUAUAG
Acaulospora morrowiae is the source of this 1755-nucleotide messenger RNA. NCBI's taxonomy places the organism in Eukaryota, Fungi, Glomeromycota, Glomeromycetes, Diversisporales, Acaulosporaceae. The record is from the annotation of a GenBank genome assembly.